ACAUUUUAAAUAAACUUUCAGGUGGUGGACCAUGCCCAGGAACAUUAUCUGCUGUGACAGAAGCCAUAAUGGAUGUUAUUGGAAGAGCUUCGGAAAAUAUAGUAGGAGUUCCUGGCUCUUCUAAAAAUGACACUUCAUUGAUCAUGCUUGAAAGACUGGCACGGGAGACAGCACAGACUAAAACAACAGAAGAAAAUGAAAUAAUUACAGAAUUUGUGUUUCCUGACAACUUUACUGACAGUAAUGAAUUGUUAGAGGUUCCACUACAUACAACAACCAAACGAAGCAUGACAUCAAUUUCCUGCAUUAAGUGCCAGUGUCCAGAAUGUAAACACACAAGACAGCUGAAAAAGAAGAAGCUAGAACUUCAAAUUAAAUACUUCUCCAAAAUAGAACAAUAAAAACUAUGGAUUUUUAUACAUUCACAUGUGCAUGUAUUAAUUGUUAGUUCCCUUUCUGUUAAACUGGACGGGACUUUAGGUUAUUCUCUCCGUCCGUCUGUCAGUUGGUCUGUGUAAACAUUUUUUUUUAAAUUUAGUUACUGACAAGCACCUGGGCAUUUGUGUUUAAACUGACCACAAUUUUUCUCUGUUACACUCACAUUAUGUAUGACAAUGUUCAUAAGUCUAGCAUUUUUUCAAGAGUUAUCUCCCCUUUACUUUAAAAACUUUGCUUUUGAAAAUGUUAUAUUCUGGUGAGAACCAGGGAUGUCUAAAGAUUUACCAUCAGAGUGUCUGACAAUCUGUCUGUCUGUACUUUUCUAGACAUUUUUUCCUGAGAUCACUUUUAAAUAAUUUGGAACUUUUCCAACAAAUUUAUUUAAGAUAGAGAAAAGUUGAAACAUUUGUGAAACAUUAUUAUUCAUCCUGAAAAAAUGUUAUCUUUUGAUUAUCUGUUGUAUAAACAUAAUUUCCUUACUGGGCAGCAAUAAUUAACACAUUUCUAUGAUACAAACUAAGAACUUAAAAAAAUUUUGAAAGUAAAAUUAUUUAAUUUUCA
Ruditapes philippinarum (Manila clam) is the source of this 999-nucleotide messenger RNA. RefSeq lists its product as uncharacterized. The coding region runs from base 69 to 401 and encodes 110 amino acids. The transcript is spliced from 3 exons. The record is from RefSeq and is a predicted model, not a curated record. NCBI's taxonomy places the organism in Eukaryota, Metazoa, Mollusca, Bivalvia, Venerida, Veneridae.